ACUUACCCGGAAUGCCAUCACUGGUGAUGCCUAUUGGCAGCUUUUCGGAAAGGAUUUUGCCCUGUCUAAACUGAAGAGUUUCAGAAAAGUAAAAUAAAAAGCAUAAAGGGUAAAAAAAAAGGUUAGUCCGAGACGAAAAAAAGAACAUGACCAGUUUUCGCAAGCGCACCGUGCAGAAGCCCAUCCGGGGCACCCGCACCAGUCCGCACACGGCACAGGUUAUUACCUCUAGCGGGAACCCCUACUUGGAUGUGGUCAUUGGCGGCGGAUUGCCAAUGGGGUCUAUCUGCCUGAUCGAGGAGGAUCGAUUCAUGACGCACGCCAAAGUGCUGGCCAAGUACUUUCUCGCUGAAGGCGUGCUGUCCAAGCAGGAGAUCUUUCUGGGGAGCUUAGACGACAUCCCCGCGGAGAUGCUCCGUCGUCUUCCAAAGCCCCUCACCGAUUUGGAGUCGGAAGUAGAGCAACGUGAGGAGGAACAGGCAGCGGCCGGUGCCGGGGCCGAGAACGGUUUACGGAUCGCUUGGAGGUACAACGACUUGCCAUUAGUUCACUCGGAGCACGCCACUGCCAAGAUCGGGCACCACUUCAAUUUAAUGGAGCAAAUGGACUCGAUUAUGCUGUACUACGCCAACACCACUAUGUGGGACGAUAGCCACAAGGAGGCCGACAUUGUUAUUGCCUUCGGCGAUGAAUUUUCAAAAAGCAGCUCCCCCACCUCCUGCUCCUUGGAGCAGCAGCCCGUGGAGAACGCUCCAGCCAUUCCGGGAGCCGUAGAAGAGAUCACCCAGGAAGUAAAGGCCAAGGAGGAGACAAACGCCAAUAACAAUAACAAUAGUAGCACAACUGUCACCAGCAGCACAAAAACUGGCAGCCAAGAGUCCCAGGUCUUUCAUAACGCCCGUUACGGGGGACUGCUAAACAAUAUACAGCAACUGCUUCGGGACGAGAGUUUUGUGGCCGGGACCAAGCAGAACUUGUGUCGUGUGUGCUUGACGUCUUUAGGAUCGCCUUUGUGGUACGACGAGCACUUUGGGGAGGACUUGAUCAAGUUCCUUACCCUUCUGAUGGCGAGUGUUCGGAACUGCAACUCGGUGUGCCUCAUCACCAUGCCAAUGCAUCUGAUUGCCAAGUACGAUGCCAGCCUGGUGCCUAAGAUCCGUCAGUUGGUGGACUACGCUAUCGAGCUGGAAUCUUUUGCUGGAUCCGAAAAGGAAACACAUCCAGCUUUCAAGGAGUACAGUGGACUACUCCACUUGCACAAGAUGUCAGCCUUAAACACGCUGGCAGUCCACAUGCCGGAUACCACGGACUUGGCCUUCAAACUGCGCCGCAAGAAGUUCGUUAUCGAGAAGUUCCACCUGCCACCGGAGCUGCAAGAGUCCCCCAAACCGGAUAGCUGCAGUACCAGUAUCUUGAGCAAUUCCAAUGCCACGGCCUCGCUGGAUUUCUAGCUAUCAGCGAAAUUAGAAAUUAAGUGCGCGUAUGUAACCACGAAAAAACAACAAAAUUGCAUAAUAAUAAGCCAAGUAAAUGCAUUAAUAUAUCAGCCCUGAUUUUGUACCAUUUUGAAAAA
Messenger RNA from Drosophila bipectinata, 1573 nucleotides. It is a transcript of the gene Elp4, whose product is annotated as Elongator complex protein 4. Gene Ontology annotation, cellular component: elongator holoenzyme complex; cytoplasm; transcription elongation factor complex. Lineage: Eukaryota; Metazoa; Arthropoda; Insecta; Diptera; Drosophilidae. The record is from RefSeq and is a predicted model, not a curated record. Gene Ontology annotation, biological process: tRNA wobble uridine modification.